Messenger RNA from Tachyglossus aculeatus (Australian echidna), 2864 nucleotides. RefSeq names its product heat shock protein family A (Hsp70) member 4 (gene HSPA4). Lineage: Eukaryota; Metazoa; Chordata; Mammalia; Monotremata; Tachyglossidae. The record is from RefSeq and is a predicted model, not a curated record. Gene Ontology annotation, biological process: protein folding. The transcript has 19 exons. Gene Ontology annotation, cellular component: nucleus; cytosol. Gene Ontology annotation, molecular function: ATP binding; ATP-dependent protein folding chaperone. Bases 63 to 2585 code for a protein of 840 amino acids.
GGUCCCGUCCCCCCACCCCAUCCCAUCCCAUCCCAUCCCCAUCCCCUCAGCCGGGCGGCGCCAUGUCGGUGGUGGGCAUCGACCUGGGCUUCCAGAGCUGCUACAUCGCCGUGGCCCGGGCCGGGGGCAUCGAGACGGUGGCCAACGAGUACAGCGACCGCUGCACCCCGGCUUGUGUUUCUUUUGGACCGAAGAAUCGUUCCAUUGGAGCUGCGGCUAAAAGCCAGGUUAUUUCAAAUGCAAAGAACACAGUGCAGGGGUUCAAAAGAUUUCAUGGCCGUGCAUUCUCCGAUCCCUUUGUCCAGGCCGAAAAGCCCAACCUUGCAUAUGAAGUGGUGCAGCUGCCCACCGGCUCAGCAGGGAUCAAGGUAACGUAUAUGGAGGAAGAGCGAAGUUUCACCACCGAGCAGGUGACUGGAAUGCUCCUGUCCAAACUAAAGGAAACUGCGGAAAGUGCACUAAAGAAGCCGGUUGUUGACUGUGUUAUUUCAGUUCCUUGUUUCUAUACAGACGCAGAGAGGAGGUCAGUAUUGGAUGCCACACAGAUUGCCGGUCUCAAUUGCCUGCGAUUAAUGAAUGAAACUACUGCAGUGGCCCUUGCUUAUGGAAUCUAUAAACAAGACCUACCUGCCCUAGAAGAGAAACCAAGAAAUGUAGUUUUUGUUGACAUGGGACAUUCUGCCUAUCAAGUGUCUGUGUGUGCAUUCAACAAAGGAAAACUGAAAGUCCUUGCCACUGCAUUUGAUUCAACCCUAGGCGGUAGGAAGUUUGAUGAGGUGUUAGUGAAUCACUUCUGUGAAGAAUUUGGAAAGAAGUACAAGCUAGAUAUAAAAUCCAAAAUUCGGGCACUCUUACGACUCUCUCAGGAAUGUGAAAAGCUAAAAAAAUUAAUGAGUGCUAAUGCCUCUGACCUCCCUAUGAACAUAGAAUGCUUCAUGAAUGAUGUUGAUGUCUCUGGAACUAUGAACAGGGGCAAAUUUCUGGAGAUGUGCGAUGGUCUCUUAGCUAGAGUAGAGCCACCGCUUCGCAGUGUUCUGGAACAAGCCAAGUUAAAGAAAGAGGAUAUUUAUGCUGUGGAAAUCGUCGGAGGUGGUACGAGAAUCCCCGCUGUAAAAGAGAAAAUCAGUAAAUUCUUUGGGAAAGAAAUCAGUACAACUUUGAAUGCAGAUGAAGCAGUCACCCGAGGCUGUGCGCUGCAGUGUGCCAUCUUGUCCCCUGCUUUCAAAGUGAGAGAGUUUUCCAUUACUGAUGUUGUGCCGUAUCCAAUAUCUCUAAGGUGGAAUUCUCCAGCAGAAGAAGGGUUAAGUGACUGUGAAGUCUUCCCUAAGAAUCAUGCAGCUCCUUUCUCUAAAGUCCUCACAUUCUACAGAAAAGAACCCUUCACUCUUGAAGCUUAUUAUGGAUCUCCCAAGGAUUUGCCCUACCCAGAUCCUGCUAUAGCUCAAUUUUUGGUUCAGAAAGUGACUCCCCAAACUGAUGGAUCCAGUUCAAAAGUGAAAGUGAAAGUUCGUGUCAAUGUACAUGGUAUUUUCAGUGUGUCCAGUGCAGCCCUAGUGGAAGUUCAUAAGUCUGAUGAAAGUGAAGAACCCAUGGAAACUGAUCAACAUGCAAAGGAAGAAGAGAAGAUGCAAGUAGACCAGGAAGAACAGAAACCUGAGGAGAACCAGCAGCAAAUACCAAGUGAAAAUAAAGCCGAGUCUGAAGAAAUGGAGACCUCCCAGGCUGGAACGAAAGACAAAAAAAUGGACCAACCACCUCAAGCCAAGAAGGCCAAAGUGAAGACCAGCACAGUGGAUCUCCCUAUUGAAAAUCAGCUGCUGUGGCAAAUAGGAAGAGAUAUGCUCAAUUUGUUUAUUGAAAAUGAGGGCAAAAUGAUUAUGCAGGAUAAACUGGAGAAAGAACGGAAUGAUGCCAAGAAUGCAGUAGAAGAAUAUGUAUAUGAAAUGAGAGAUAAACUUGGUGGUGUUUAUGAGAAGUUUGUUAGUGAAGAUGAUCGUAACAGUUUCACUUUGAAACUGGAAGAUACUGAAAACUGGUUGUACGAAGAUGGAGAAGACCAGCCCAAGCAAGUGUACAUUGAUAAACUAACAGAACUGAAAAAUCUGGGUCAGCCUAUCAAGGCACGGUUCCAGGAGUCUGAAGAAAGACCAAAAGUAUUUGAAGAACUAGGGAAACAAAUCCAGCUGUAUAUGAAAAUAAUCAGUUCUUUCAAAAACAAGGAAGAACAAUAUGAACACCUGGAUGAAGCGGAUGUGUUGAAAGUGGAGAAGAGCACAAAUGAGGCUAUGGAAUGGAUGAACAACAAAUUAAAUCUACAAAACAAGCAAAGUCUUACCGUGGACCCAAUUAUAAAGACCAAGGAUGUUGAAGCUAAAAUAAAAGAGUUGGCAGGUAUUUGCAAUCCCGUCGUUACCAGACCCAAACCUAAAGUGGAACUCCCAAAAGAGGAGAAAAAUGAUGAACAGAAUGGACCAGUAGAGGGAAAUGGAGAGAAUGGUCAAGAGGCCCAGGCAGCCGAGCAGAAAGCCAACUCGACUGCCCCUGCAGAUUCAGAAAAGAAACUUCCUGAGAUGGACAUUGAUUGAUUCCAGCACUUGUUUAUAUUAAAACAGACUAUAAUAAAGCUUUAAGUUGUCAACUUAUUCUAAUUAUGAACUAGAGCAAAUGAAUAUUACAAAUUUCUUAUAGUAAUUUUUUAGGGAUUUGGGGGGCGCGGUUCAAUGUGUCAAGCGAUCUGACUUCUAAAUAGCUUAACUACACAAUCGUGUGCAUUGUAUCUUCUAAUGGCUGUACUUUGGAACCCACUGCUUACUGGAUUUACAGAAGCAGCAUAGUUGUUUAGGAGCGAUUAAAACAUGGAGAAA